Molecule: messenger RNA, 2478 nt
Organism: Cutaneotrichosporon cavernicola
Lineage: Eukaryota; Fungi; Basidiomycota; Tremellomycetes; Trichosporonales; Trichosporonaceae
Gene: SUCO
Exons: 3
Coding region: 1-2478 (825 amino acids)
Biological process (GO): protein folding in endoplasmic reticulum
Cellular component (GO): membrane; cytoplasm
Source: RefSeq, a predicted model, not a curated record
AUGAGGACCCUUGUGCCCCUCUAUCUCAUCCACUCGAUCCUCGCCUUUGCAGCCGCGCAUUCCCAAGAGCUCGAAGCCCACGAGGUAUACGCAGAGGCGCUCUCCCGCGUCGCAGCGGUGACAGCGGCGGCGUCGUCAUUUGGCCCCACCUCGUAUUUCCCGGAACUCGAGCUCCGAGAUGACGUCUGCUACGACGACCCGUGGCGGCGCCUGAGCGCGUCGUGGGUCUGCGCGCUGGACGAGGUGCCGAUGGAGCCAGAGCCAGUUGCGGAGCCAACAGAACAUACCACAGGGCAAGUUGGGCCGAGCAACAUCACAGACGCCCUACUGGAAGGUGUUAACGCAUCGGACGCUUUCAACACCGCAUCCGCCAAUGCAUCGGACGCUGUCAACGGCUCAGACGUCCCGUUUGAGUCCUUCGAGGACUGGAAGCGGCGCGAGGCAACUCCACCAUUGCCGUUAGAUAACGCGUCCGACUCCGCUACACUUCCUUCGAACCAAAACAUCAGCGAGAACACCACUUCCCUAGCUCCUCCUCCGCCGAGCUCUGCUCCUCGCCCGAAGGGACAUCGGUACAACUACGCGUCCCCGGACUGUUCGGCGCGAGUCAUCGCCUCAUCCCCAUUGACCCAACACGCCAGCAGUUUGUUGCACAAGAGUCGGGACCGGUACAUGCUCACACCGUGCCGGGCGGACGAGCACUGGGCCGUCGUGGAGCUGUGCGACGAGAUCCGUGUCGAGGCGGUCGAGUUGGCCGUGUGGGAGUUCUUCUCUGGCAUUGUGCGCAGCGUUCGCGUAAGCGUGGCGGACGACGCAGAGGGGGAAUGGGAGAGAGUAGCCGAGUUUGUGGGCAAGAACGUGCGGGGCGCCCAGACAUUUACGCUACCCGAGCCGACGUCGUUCCACCGCUUCCUCCGCCUCGACUUCCCCUCCUUCUACGGGAGCGAGUACUACUGUCCCGUCAGCCAGCUCAAGGUGUACGGCAUGAACCAGAUGGAGGCGUUCAAGAUGGAGCAACGACGGGCGGCCGAGGCAAGCGGUGCUGCGGAGAUGAAGGCGCGAGAGAGCGAGCGCGAGGCGGAACGCGCCGCCGAGGCGGCGCGGACGUCUGAGCGCGAGGCCAAGGAGCGGGAGGACGACGAGCGGCGGCGGCGCGAGCUGUGCGAGCUCGAGCGCCUGGUGCAAGAGCAGGCGCGAAGAGUGAGCGGAAUUGAGAACGUGUUUGAGCCGCUCAUCGAGUGUGCGCCGAGCCCGAGCUCGAGUGCAAGCUCGACCUCUACAUCCCCGCCCGCCUCCUCUGGAGGAGGGGUAGAACCUGCCAACUCGUCGGACACAACCAGUUCGGCGCAGGAUCCAACUCCGCUCGUCGCUACCACGCCGCCCAGCACGCAGGAGCCCGGCACGACGGCGUAUAGAGGGCGCACUGACACGUCAGAAUCGAUCUAUGCGUUCAUCACUCGUCGCCUUAACGCCCUGGAGGGUAACACGACGUUGGUAGCCCGAUACAUCGACGAGCAGGCCAAGGCGCUGCGCGCUGCGCUGGAACGAGCCGAGCAACGCUGGGCGGACGAGCGUGGGCGCGAUGCGGCCAGGUACGAUGUCGAUCGCAUGCGCCAGGAGGACCGUCUUGGCCGGCUCCUCGGCCAGCUCGAGAAUAUGCGCGCGGCUUUCGACGCAGAGCGGCGCACCACCGAGACGCAGUUGCAGCUCCUCGCUGACGAACUUGGGUUCGAGCGGAGGCGCUCGCUCGCGCAGCUCGUUGUGCUCGUGUCGAUUAUCGUCCUCGGCGCUCUGAGCCGCGGGGAAGCGAUCGACGCCCUCCUCCGCCCACUGAGCAGCGAGGCGGUUCGCCGCAAACGGGCCGAGGUGAAAGACGAGCAGGACGGAAGAGGAAAGCGGCUUUCUACGGGUCCACUGGCCGGUUUACUCAUCGAUGUAGUCCCCGCACCGCCAUCGGACGGGCUGGCGAGUCCGUCAACGCCACGCAGCAAGCGCAGAUCUGUGGGCCCGGUUGGCAGCGCACGUCGCCGCACGCCAGGGACUCGCUCCAUCUCGGCGGCCGAACCGAGUGCACUCUUCGACGGCAACGGAGAUUCCCCACGGCCACUACAUCACUCGCACCGCGGGCGCAUAUCUGCGCUCACGCCCCGACCCAGGCGGCUGGCCAGAAGUUCCCACCUCCACGCAAUGCGGCGGCGUGACGGGAGUGCGAGUGAGGCCGAUCCGGGCCCUGAGGAGCGGGGCACACCGACACCGCGCUCCCGUGUCGUUGGACGCCAGAGACAUGGCGAGACGGAAGAGGACGAUGGGAGUACGAGCGAGGUAGCGGAGGUGCUGAGCGGCGAGGAUGGCGACGAGGAGGGACUUGAGCCACCGAGGAGCAUGCGUGUUCGCAUUGGAGGCAACGGUGAACCAGGGGGGCGUAAUCUGAGCCAGUAUCGCGAGGUAGAAGGGGAGAUGCUCGCGCGGAGUCUCUAA